Molecule: messenger RNA, 1128 nt
Organism: Diprion similis
Lineage: Eukaryota; Metazoa; Arthropoda; Insecta; Hymenoptera; Diprionidae
Product: F-box/LRR-repeat protein fbxl-1-like
Exons: 1
Coding region: 1-1128 (375 amino acids)
Molecular function (GO): protein binding; RNA binding
Source: RefSeq, a predicted model, not a curated record
AUGGCAAGCACGAGCGGGACACAGGUCCAAAUAUCUCCGACCAUCGAUAGGAAAUCAUCAAGACGAUUGUUCGUGGGAGGACUGGCACCGUAUGCGAGGAAACGACAUCUGACCAAGCUAAUCAAGAUUUACGAAGCGGAAUCGAUUAUCUUACCAGAGGCUUCAUCAAGGAUGCAGAAAUAUCCAUACGUGACUUUCCAAACACCCGAACUUGCGACCGUUGCGAUGGAAAAGCUCAAAGGUUUAAAAUUGCACAAGAAAAAGCUACAUAUUACCUACGCAGACCAAUGGCAAGAAAUCCGAACCCUGAAAGCGAAACCAAAGCACCAAGACCGAAGCAUCGAAGAGGACCCGCUACCGGGAUUCAAACCCAAGGAAGCACUACUACUACUAGUAGAAAUAAUAUCAACGAUCGCAAGAUACCUGCAGUAUAAGGAUCGAGCCCGAUUGGAAUUAGUAUCAAGACAAUGGAACGCUGGAAGUAAAGCGUCGCAUAAGGAUACCGGAAUUCUCAAUCCCAACAGAUGGGAAUGGACGAACGGAUGGAAUCAAACCUUCAACGACCAAGGGUUAUUCUGGCUAGUGAAGAGAUGUAGAAAUUACAUCGAAGAAGCAGACUUACGAGGAAUACAGAACCUGAAAUCCACAGCUGUGACGAUCCUGGCAAAGAACUGCCCAAAUUCAAAAAGAAUAAAUUCAAGAUCAUUAAUGAUUAGAGAAGGUGCGACAAGAUCCAUCAGUGAGUACUUAACUAAAUUAGAGACACUGGAAUUGGGGCAGAUAAUCGGACCGAUAGAUAUGGAUAUCGAAAAGAUAUUAGCCAAUAACACUAGGCUAAAGCGAUUGGCACUGCAUAAUAAUGAAACAACUGGAAGGGGCUUAGUCGAUAGGACAUCGCUAGAAGACAUAGAGAUCCAAAACUGCGACGCAAUAAAGACAGAAGAGCUAACAAGGGCGAUCCAAAACCAGAGAAGACUCAAGAGAUUGGAAAUUAAGCACUGCAAGCAACUAACGCGCCUGAAAUUAUUAGAUGUGCUAAUCGCAAACAUCAACGUGAAGACCACGCUGAAGGAGCUGAUAUGUGUGGAGAUGGUCCUGACAGCGAAACCGGUGAAGAAAACGGAAUAG